AUGUUAAAAAUACUUGCUAUUUCCCAAUUAUUCUAUUUAAUAUCAUGUUCAUCCGAUAUUAUUCUUGAACCAAUAAAAACAGGUGCGAAUAAUGUUGCACUUAUAUUUAUACCCGGUGCUGAAUUACCACCUGAUCGUUAUAAUCCAUUACUUAAACAAACUCAACUAACAUCAUUAGAUUCGUUAUGGAUAGCUAUUCCAUCGUUUCCUCAAGAUUUACCAGUUGAACAAUUGCGCCCAAAAGUCGUCGAUGAAAUGCUUACAAAAUUAUAUCGAUCUGGCAUGCCAUUAAAUGCAACGAUUUUUCUCGGUGGCCAUAGUUUGGGUGGUAUAACAUCGCAAACUUUAGCAAUUAGCUAUCAAAACAAAAUAUUUGGACAAAUACUUAUUGGCUCAUUUCUUCAACGUAAAUAUGAAACAGCAAGUGCAAUCUAUCCCGUAUCAACAUUAACGUUAUCUGGCGAACUUGAUGGUUUAGCACGUGUGACACGUAUUAUUGAAUCAGUUUACUUUUAUUCAAAUUAUCCUCAUUUUACAUUAAUUAUUCCCGGUAUGAAUCAUAUGAAUACAGCAUCAGGUCAACCCUCGAGUCAUAUUAUAAAAAAUGAUAUAGAAUCAGAAAUUAAUGAAACAAUUGCACAUGAAGAAUUAUCACUUCGAAUCGUUGAUUAUAUAAGUAUGCGUUUAAAUAAUCAAACAACAACUCCUAUGAUUGAAUAUAAUUUAAAUCAAACAAAACUUUUCUCUCAACCUUAUCUUGAUGCGUUGAAUCUUGAAGGUUUCUACCAUUUUAUACCACCAUGUUAUAAUAAAACAAACGGCAAUUGUCAAAUCGGUAGUCAAUGGAGUGCAUACGGACAAAAAAUUAUGAGCGGUCUCAAUGAUACAGUUCAACUGAAUAUUUCUGAUCAAUUUCAUAUUGUUUAUAAAAUACCAGAACAUUUUCCACGCCUAGAUAAUAAUUGUUCGUCAACAAAAUCAUCGAAUGAUUGUAUAUUAUAUGUUCAUACAGUAACACAAAAUGUAUAUGAUGUCGGCGAUCAAUUUGAUUCAGGUGAAACGCAUACAUCAGCUGAAGAAAUGCGUGUUAAAAUGAUAUCAAGACAAGUACUUUUAACAGCUGCCGAUGGGAAAGCUCAUAAUUUUAAUCAGACAGAUGCACAAUCUUUAUGCGGUUUAAUAAAUCAACAUUCACUUGAUUGGGCUUUGGAAUAUGCAGGGGCAAAAACAAAAGAUAGAUAUCAAAGAAUAGGAAAACAAAUGAUUAUUGGAGAUGAUAUUGGCCCACUUAAUGCUGGUCCAUUAUGGAUUUGGACACCAUUGAAAUUUGAUCUAGGUAAAGAUGGUCAAGGAAAAACCAUUGUAACUGUACGCUCGCCUACACUUCGAUUUCCAAGUGAUUAUCCUCUGGUAUCUGUAGCUGGCUUUCAUUACUGUAAAUUGUUAAGCCCAGCUCGAGCCCUCGAAUGGAUUUAUAUAGACAGUUUCAAACCUUGA
Rotaria socialis is the source of this 1497-nucleotide messenger RNA. The record is from the annotation of a GenBank genome assembly. NCBI's taxonomy places the organism in Eukaryota, Metazoa, Rotifera, Eurotatoria, Philodinida, Philodinidae.